GACGACCCAGGAACCGGACAACAACCAACUAGAGGAAGUUAAUCAAAUAGCAGCUGGGGAGUCUCCAGAUUACCAGGAACCUCUAGAUAACCAAGUCUUAGGAACGCACCGAGCUCUAUUUGAUCGACAGGUGUCCUCUACAAUCCAAACACUAACUAGUCCCCGAACGGUGGCCUUAACCCGACCAACUGUUUCUAGCAAGAGACCAGAGAACACCUUAAUGACUUUAGCCAGUGACGACCAGGCUAAUCAAACAAUACCAGGUAGGCCGACAGUGUUAGCAGAGGAAGGACCUAGCCAAAAUACUCUGACUACCCAGACGACUGUUAGUAACCUGAUACAAACUGAAAACCACACAGCUGUAGUUCAAUUACCACUGAUUGCAGACCAUUCCCGUUGCUUAGUUGUGGAUUCUGCUCUUCCUUUCUGCUCCUCGAUGGCUGGGCAGAGGUUUUUUGUGCCUAAUUAUCUUAAUCAGAGCAGUGUGGAGGAAGUCCGGGCCCUCCUGAACGACUGGGCUUGGCUGUUGAGCUCCCGUUGCCACCACAGUUUGGAGUGGUUUUUCUGCCUUCUCUUGGUACCACAGUGUGAUUCUCAGGUCCCGGUGUUGCCUUGCCGGAGUUUCUGCAAAGUGUUGCAGGACAGUUGCUGGACACUCCUGGAUGAGGGACACCUCCCUGUGGAGUGCCACACUCUACCAGACCAGGAGGCCCACGGGUAUCAGUGCUUGUCAGUUAGUAACCACAAAGAGGACAGUGGGGUGUCUCUGCUCCAGCUGAUCGGGGAUCCUCCUCCAGAUGAGAUCUCUCGGGUCUACGGUCCCGACAACAGCCCCGCCUACGUGUUCGGUCCCGACGCCAACACGGGUCAGCUGGCUCGCGCCCACCUGCCCAGCCCGUUCUACAGAGACUUCGCUCUGGUCUUCAACCUCAAACCCACGUCUGACCGGGCCGGCGUGGUCUUCUCGGUCACGGACGCCUCCCAGCAGAUCAUGUACGUGGGGGUGAAGCUGUCGGCCGUGCAGGGGGGAAACCAGAACGUCCUCCUGUACUACACCGAGCCUGACUCGCAGAGGUCGUACGAGGCCGCCAGGUUCCUGGUGCCCUCCCUGACAAACACCUGGACCCGCUUCGCCAUCGCCGUCAAGGACGACAAGGUGAUGUUCUACCUCAACUGUGACACCGACCCUCAGGUGACGCGCAUCGAAAGGUCGCCGGACGAGAUGGAGCUGGAGGCCGGAGCGGGGGUGUUCGUCGGGCAGGCGGGAGGGGCCGACCCGCACAAGUUCCUGGGGGUCAUCGGUGAGCUGAGGGUGGUGGGAGACCCCCACGCUGCUGAGAGACACUGUGAGGAGGAGGGGGACGACUCCGACAUGGCAUCAGGUGAAGGAAGUGGAUUUGAAGAAACCAGACCACUGAGACCAGCGGUGGACAGACAGAAGUGGAUGACUCCUCCUCCAUCGUCUCGUCCCAUUCAACAACCUCCAGUUACCAGGAAAAAUGAGUUAUCAGUGGAAAGAGAGACAGGACCAGUCAGGGCUAAAGGAGAGAAAGGAGACCGAGGGGACAGAGGACAGAAAGGAGACCGGGGUCUGACGGGGCCCAAGGGAGAGCCAGGAUCCGGAUCCAGCGGCUCACGAGGUGGACCGAGGGGAGACAAGGGUGAACCUGGAGAAAAGGGAACAAAGGGCAGUGCCGGCUUUGGAUACCAAGGGAAGAAGGGAGAGCCUGGUCCUCCUGGUCCCCCUGGUCCUGCUGGUCCUCCAGGACCCCCAGCUGAGUUUUCAGUCAGUAGUGACGGCUCUGUGGUUUCAGCCCCUGGAGCUCGAGGGCCUCCUGGACCACCAGGCCCCCCAGGCCCCCAGGGACCAUCAGGAGAUGAUGGAGAACCGGGGGAUCCUGGUGAGGAUGGAAAAACUGGUCCUGAGGGACCUCCAGGCUUCCCAGGAACCCCAGGAGACUCUGGACCCAAAGGAGAAAAGGGAGACCGUGGAGAGGGUCAACCUGGUCCCAGAGGACCCCCAGGACCUCCUGGACCUCCAGGACCAGGAUUCAGAUCUACCUUUGUGGACAUGGAGGGCUCCGGGUUCCCAGACCUGGACUCUAUCCGGGGUCUACGUGGACCACCUGGUCCUCCUGGUCCCCCUGGUCUUCCUGGUCCUCCUGGUCUUUCCACAGCAGGCACAGUAUUGAGUUCUGGGGCCUUUGGACCACCAGGAAAAGACGGUUCACCUGGUCAGCCUGGUCUGCCUGGGUUACCCGGUACUGACGGUCUCCCAGGGGCUCCUGGUCCGAGGGGAGAGAAGGGGGAUUCAGGUGAGCUGGGCCUUCCAGGAGCAGUUGGAGCUAAGGGAGCUCAAGGAGACCCUGGUUUGCCAGGACCCCCAGGAGAGUCUGGACUGGCUGGUCUGCCUGGACCAAUGGGACCGGUUGGACCUCCUGGUCCUCCUGGUCCUCCUGGACCCAGUUAUCGGGUUGGAUUUGACGACAUGGAGGGUUCAGGUGCGGCGGUGCAGAGUGGACUGCCUGGUGUGAGAGGACCAGAAGGAAGACAGGGUCCUCCUGGAUUCCCUGGCCUCCCUGGUAAACCUGGUCUACCUGGUAUACCAGGUCAGAAGGGCUCUGAGGGUCCAGUAGGCAGAGAUGGUCAGCCUGGACUGGAUGGAUUCCCUGGACCUCAGGGACCAAAGGGUGACAGAGGAGACAGAGGAGAACGGGGUGAACCAGGUAGAGAUGGAACUGGACUUCCAGGCCCACCAGGCCCACCUGGACCUCCAGGACAAGUUAUUUACCAGACAGGAAACUUUGAUGGAGUUCUUGGAAGUGCUGGGCCUCAGGGGGACGCUGGUUUGCCUGGUCAAGCUGGAUUCCCUGGCCCAAUGGGACCAAAAGGGGACAGAGGGGACCCAGGCCUCCCAGGGUUUGGAAUAAAGGGAGACAAAGGUGAGCCAGGUUUAGUGGUUGGACCUGAUGGGAAUUUUCUGCGUCUGGAGGGUCUGUCAGGUCCUAAGGGGGACAGAGGCCAACCUGGACCUGUCGGACCUCCUGGCACAUAUGGACCUCCUGGAUUAAAGGGUGAAAUUGGAAUGCCUGGAAGACCGGGUCGUCCUGGUGUGAAUGGAUACAAGGGGAGAAAGGAGAACCGGGGUCUGGAGCUGGUUUUUGGAUAUCCUGGACCACCUGCCCCUGGACCCCCAGGACCCCCAGGACCAGCCAUCCCCAUAGACCGCUUCAAUCGUUAUGAUGAGACGGCACGAAAUUAUCCAGCAAUUAAAGGAGAAAAAGGGGAGCGUGGACUUCCAGGGAUCCCAGGAACUGCCUCAAAUUUUGAUAUUUAUACGUUCAAGAAUGGGCUGAAGGGUGAACAUGGAGAUCCAGGUGUGAAAGGAGAGAAGGGGGAGCCUGGGGGGGGGUAUUAUGACACACACUUCGGAGCACAGGGACCACCUGGAGCGCCUGGAAAACCAGGUUUACCGGGACCAAAGGGGGAUACUAUUAUGGGACCCCCAGGACCUCAAGGACCGCCAGGACCUCCAGGGAUAGGUUAUGAUGGACGCCCUGGUCAACCAGGUCCACCUGGACCUCCAGGACCUCCAGGAAUUCCACAAACAGGAACCUACAGGCCCAAUACCCCGCUCAGUGUACCUGGACCUCCUGGACCUCCUGGUCCACCUGGAAGUCCUGGUCUCUCCUCUGGGGUGACCGUUCUGAGGUCAUAUGACCUAAUGAUUGCUACGGCCAGACGUCAGCCUGAGGGCAGUCUGGUCUACAUCAUAGACAAAGCAGACCUGUAUUUGAGAGUCCGCGAUGGACUGCGUCAAGUCCUGCUUGGCGAGUACACUCCCUUCUUCAGAGAUCUGGAGAACGAGGUGGCUGAGGUCCAGCCCCCACCGGUGGUCCUGUACCCCCAGUCCCAGGACCAGUCCCACAACAACGGGGCCGGACAUUACUCCCACAGCGGGUCGGUCAUACGGCCCAUCGACCCCCCCCCACACCCACCCGUAGACCCCAGGUACCCCCCCCAGUACGAUCCCAGAUUCCCAGACCUGCGACACCCCGGGCAGACAGAUGGAAGGUUGUCCACCCAGCACACCGAGAACCGCUACCCCGUCACCCCCCAGAGACGACCCCACCCACCGGUACCACAGCCGGCUGGACCUGUGGAGACCACAGGGCUCCACCUCAUCGCCCUGAACAGCCCACAGACGGGGAACAUGCGUGGGAUCCGUGGAGCGGACUUCCUGUGCUUCCAGCAGGCCCGGGCCGUGGGCCUUAAAGGGACCUUCAGGGCCUUCCUGUCCUCCAAACUCCAGGACCUGUACACCAUCGUCCGCAGGUCGGACCGGGACAACUUCCACAUCGUAAACCUCAAGGACCAGGUGUUGUUUAACAGCUGGGAGUCCAUCUUCGGUGACAACGCCAGUAAAAUCAGGGAGAAUGUGCCCAUUUACUCCUUUGACGGCAGAGACAUCCUCAGGGACAGUGCGUGGCCAGAGAAAAUGGUGUGGCACGGCUCCAGUACCAAAGGCCACCGACAGUCCGACCACUACUGCGAAACGUGGCGUGCGGGCGAGCGCGCUCUGAGCGGCCUGGCGGCGUCGCUCCAGCAGGGCGGCGUCCUCCUGCAGCAGACGUCCAGCAGCUGCUCCAACGCAUACAUCGUCCUCUGCAUCGAAAACGCCUCCACGUCACACUCUAAAAAAUAAGCCCCUCCUCUCUGAAGGUUUGGUCGUGCGGGGCCUUAGUUAACGGUCGUUUGUGUUUUUGUUUUUUUUUGUUUUUUUUUAUUCCCUGUUUUGGCGCCCUGUGAACGCCUGGCGUCUGAUGAACUGGCCCUGCGGUUCUGUGCCUUCACAUUUGGCUUCUCCUUCCAUAAACGCCAAAGAAAUGGUGGAAAAGAGGAGCGUCGGGGGGGGGGGCAUUGGCACAUAUUUUCUUCGAUCAGAGGAAGAAGUACGGAGAAGCUACACACGUUCUUCAAUAGUAUCUUUUUUUAUAUGUUCAUUGUUUGUAUCUUUUUUUUUUUUUAAUGUUAUCACUGUUUUACCUUUUGAACUGUUUUUAAAAUUUCUAUAUCCUUCCUGUUUUUUGUUGUUGUUGUAAUUUUAGGUAUCGAUCAUUUCAACAUCUGUUCCGUUCAACCGGAACACAUUUGAAUUUUUAGGGUUUCGAAGGGGUACAGCCAACUUUUAAAAGAAUAUUUUAAAUUCUAGUCAAAUGAUAGAUAUUUAUUUUUAAAUGAAGUUAUGUAAGAACAAAAAACAAAAAAAAAAUUGGAAAAAU
Molecule: messenger RNA, 5282 nt
Organism: Sphaeramia orbicularis (orbiculate cardinalfish)
Lineage: Eukaryota; Metazoa; Chordata; Actinopteri; Kurtiformes; Apogonidae
Gene: col18a1a
Product: collagen type XVIII alpha 1 chain a
Cellular component (GO): extracellular matrix
Molecular function (GO): protein binding
Source: RefSeq, a predicted model, not a curated record